ACUAUAAAAUAUUACGAUUCUUCACACAUCAUGUGAAACAGAGUGCAGAAGAUGGCUCUCUCGGACAAUUGCAAAGAUCCAACUACCUUCUGGAACAGAUCAGCGACACAAUGUGACCCGUGUGAAAAAAUAGCGGGAUAUGAAGUUGAACCUAAUUGUGGACGCGACGAUAAAGGUGGGUUCCACUUUGACUCUCACAAGAAAUGCAAACCCAACACUUUUAACGACGGCAGCCAGGAUUACUGUCAGCAAUGUUCUACGUGUUCUCCUGACACUUCUGUACUGAAAACCUGCACUUCAAUAUCCGACACUAUUUGUCAGGAAAUAAGAAAUGAGUCGACAGCCCUCCCUAAAUCCACAACCACCCAUGCAGCAACAUCAUUCAGCAUUGCGACAAUGGAGAAUAAAGAGGAAACAUACAUAACAACUGUCUCACCGAGUUCGCAGCACGCAGCUCUGUGGACUAUACCAAUAAUAAUUGUUCUCCUCCUGUUUGCUGGUCUUUUUGCUUUGAUGAUGAAAAAAAGAAGAGGUGUGUGUAAAAAAGCGUUUUACAGAAGGGCAUCGUAUAAGAAUGAAGGAUUUUCCCCCAUCCAAGCAGAGACGAGCUGCGAAGUGCUGGAUGACAUGCUCAAUGCCGAUAUCCUGUCAGCACCAUUACACAAAGUUCUGGAUGAUCUCGAUGUUUUGGAGGAGUUGGUGAUUCUGCUGGACCCAGACACGCAGGGCAUAAAGAGCACAAAGCAUCUAGCGUCUCACUGCUCCUUCACUUCCACCUGGAUCACCUACACUUACUCCAUGAAGGAUACGAAAAGCCCCCUGAAAGCUGUGUUGGAGGGGGUCACCAGCAAGCAGCCUGACUGGACGGUGGGCAACCUGGCCAAACUGCUCAGACAAAUGAAUCGCAAUGACGCCAUCAGCGUUCUGGCAAAACUCAGGCCUGAACCUGUUCCAAAAACUUCACAAGAGUGACAUUUUUUUUGUCUUUCUAAACAUAGAGUUGACGAUGUUCUUUCAAACAGAACGGUGUAAUAUGACCUCAAACACAUUAGUAUUCAACUUGAGUUAUUUUGACAAGAACAGCUCCCACCCAUACACGUAAGAUGUGGGAUGUAGAAAAGUCCAGACUAAAUUCUAGAAAAGUCCAUCUGUGUUGAAUGCAUCAUUCCUUGGCAAGCGAGCCAGGGAAUGACGCAAAAAGCAACAACCUUGAAUGAACCUUUUGUGCAGAAGCAGAAUCUCACCAUGUGUAUUUAUUUAAAUCCAACUUUUUAUUUGAGCUCAUGUUCAAAGGGGGCGGGGGUUAAAAAAAUAAGUCUGUACUUUUCCAGUUGUAGUGGUCAACAAUAAUCCACAAAGUGUGUCUCUGGCACACAGAUGUGAUGCAGCACAGAGGCCCACUUCUCUCGCUUUCAACUCUGAGAACACGGCGUUCGUGCAGGGAUGAUGUGUUCUUCGUAAAUUAGGACAUGAACACAGGAAAUGAACUCAAAUAAACGUAACCAUAGACACAGUCAAAGCAGUCAUUAAAACAACUGGAACUGUGCCAUACUAGGAACCAAAUUCAUCUCGACACCACAGACUCAGCAGGAUGGUAAGGAAGGCGAUGAAACAAAAUACUGUUUUAGUGACCAUCUUCAGUGCUCAUUGGGGGAGUGCUGCUAUUUUCAUAUACGUCUGUGCAAUAAAACAUGAUUUUAAGGUAUAUUAAUGCAGGUUUACGACAAUGCCCCUCAAAAUUUUGAAAGAUUUCUGAAAAUGUUUUUGCAUUUGUUUGUAUCUUUAUACAAUCAUUCUUGACUGUUAUUUUUAUACUGAGAGGCACAUGUGUUAUUUUAAUA
Molecule: messenger RNA, 1841 nt
Organism: Xiphophorus hellerii (green swordtail)
Lineage: Eukaryota; Metazoa; Chordata; Actinopteri; Cyprinodontiformes; Poeciliidae
Gene: igflr1
Product: IGF-like family receptor 1
Exons: 8
Coding region: 52-972 (306 amino acids)
Biological process (GO): signal transduction
Cellular component (GO): plasma membrane
Molecular function (GO): protein binding
Source: RefSeq, a predicted model, not a curated record